This is a messenger RNA of Thecamonas trahens ATCC 50062, 1378 nucleotides long. RefSeq names its product F-box/WD repeat-containing protein 7. NCBI's taxonomy places the organism in Eukaryota, Apusomonadida, Apusomonadidae. The transcript is spliced from 2 exons. Gene Ontology annotation, molecular function: ubiquitin-like ligase-substrate adaptor activity; protein binding. Gene Ontology annotation, cellular component: SCF ubiquitin ligase complex. The coding region runs from base 1 to 1209 and encodes 402 amino acids. Gene Ontology annotation, biological process: protein polyubiquitination. The record is from RefSeq and is a predicted model, not a curated record.
AUGUCUGACGAGUACUCCGAGUACUACGAGUCGGACGACGGGGCCGGGGAGCCGGGCCAUCGGGAACGGGCGGCGGCGGGGCGGGCGAGGAGAUGGGGACGACGCGACUGGCGACUGCUUCAUCGGAUCUUCCGUUAUCUGAGUGUGACGGAACUGGCGACUGCAGCGGCCGUGUGUCGCAAGUGGAAUGUCUCCAUCGACAACGAUACCCGAUGGUCGUCGCUCUGUCAGGAGAUGGGCAUCUACAAGCGCCCGUUCAAGGAUCUGCCGUGGCGACGAGUGUACAUCCGGGCGCUAGCGACAGCCAAGAACUUCAACUCGCGGACGUCUUCGUACACCUCGUGUCUCCUCCGCAAGGGCCACAAGGACGCGGUGUGGGCCCUGGCGCUGGGCAAGACCAAGGUCUACUCGGGCGGCUCAGACAGAGUGGCAAAGAUGUGGGAUGUCAACGCGCUCAACUGCCGCGAGACUCUGAAGAGCUUUGAGGGCGGCGUGUGGGCGCUGGACUACGAUCCGGUGAGCGGGCUGGUGGCUGCCGGCGACACUGAGGGCUUUGUGCACGUCUUUGACGGCGAGACCGGCGAGACCAAGAGCUCGUUCCAGGCCCACACCACAACGGUCUCUGCGCUGCAGCUCGACGGCGGCUCGCUCAUCACGGGCUCGUUUGACAACUCUGUGGUGGUCCAUGACCUCGAGACCCAAGUCCAGACACACGUGCUGCAGGGCGCACGCGCCGGCGGGCACAAGUUUCACGUCUGGUGCCUGCAGGCUGCGCACGGGCGGGUGGUCUCGGGCGGGUGGGACUGCAAGCUAAAGGUGUGGGACCUCAAGUCGGCAACGUGCACUGCCAACUUGGUUGGCCACUCGGGCCCUGUUCGUGCUGUGGCGUUUGAUGGGGCGCGCGUGGUGUCUGGCUCGUGGGACAAGAGCCUCAAGAUGUGGGAUCUGGCGUAUCCCGCAUCCCCACUCCACACGCUCACCGGCCACAGCGGGCCGGUCUCGUCGCUUGCCGUCGACGAGUCCAAGAUUGUCUCGGGCUCGUACGACGGUACCGUUCGCAUCUGGGCCCUGGCCGGGGCGCCGCCGCCGUGCAUCCGCACGCUCAAGGCCAACACUGGCGGCGUCCUCGCUGUCGCCCUCGACUGGAGGAGAGUCUAUGCCGCUGGCAAAGACAAGAAAAUCCGGGUCUUCGACUUUGCUGCCGAAUGAGCAGCGUACGCGCCGCCGCCCUCAAGCCUGCGCAUACGCCUCGGCCAUGAGAGCACGGAGUGGGCCGAGGUCGACGGCAGUCACUGCCGUGUGCAGCAGGCCGACACAUGAGAUGUUUCCCGUCUUGCCGAGCGCCCGCGAGAGCUCGUCGCGCGUGAGCGCAAAGACA